UCAAAACAUGUGUGCACCAGUGUAGGAGAAAAAUGUUCUCACCAUCUAAAAACGGUUCUGCUAUUAGAAAAUGCAUUUGUAAUGCCAGAUAUUUAAGCAAAAGAUACAAUUUCUUAAGCAAAUUAAGGCAAUCUCACAGGUGUAAUGUGCAAGCUAGGCACUGUGCCUCAGUGUCUGCAUUACAGAGGGUUGAGUCAUACAAGCCUGGAGAAUGUAUACAUGGCUUUACUGUUGAAAAAAUUGUUAAUGUUCCUGAACUUUAUUUAUCAGCUGUGAAAUUAUCCCAUGAUGCAACAGGUGCCCAGUAUCUACAUGUGGCUCGAGAAGAUUCUAAUAAUGUCUUCAGUGUUGCUUUUCGUACCACACCGAUGGACAGUACUGGUGUGUCGCACAUCUUGGAGCAUUCAGCACUAUGUGGGUCUCAGAAAUACCCAUGCAGAGAUCCAUUUUUCAAAAUGUUGAAUCGUUCCUUAUCCACUUUUAUGAAUGCUUUCACAGGCAGCGACUACACAGUGUACCCAUUUUCAACACAGAAUUCAACAGAUUUCUCUAAUUUAAUGUCAGUCUAUCUUGAUGCAACUUUCUUUCCGAAAUUACAAGAACAAGAUUUCCGGCAGGAGGGAUGGAGGCUGGAAAAUGAGGACAACCAAGAUCCAACCUCACCAAUCAUUUUCAAAGGUGUUGUCUAUAAUGAAAUGAAAGGAGCCAUGGCUAGCGCUGAUUCCUUGUUUGCAACACAUUGUCAGAACAAAUUGUUCCCGAGCCAUACAUAUUCUCACAACAGUGGUGGUGACCCCAGCUGUAUACCUGACCUCACCUGGCAGCAGCUCAAACAGUUUCAUGCAUCUCAUUAUCACCCUAGCAAUGCAAGGUUUUAUACAUAUGGGAAUCGUCCAUUGGAGGAAAGCCUACAACAGAUUGAUACACAAGUAUUAAGGAGGUUUGGAAAGAUCCAGCCGGAUACAGUGGUUCCGGAUGAAGCAAGAUGGACUGAACCGAGAGAAGCAGAGGUUUACUGUACUCUUGACCCCAUGGCAGCUGAUCCAACGAAACAAACGACAGUUAAUGUUAGUUAUCUCUUAGGCAGAAUUACAGAUCCGUUUGAGUCAUUUACUGCCAGUGUUUUAGGAACCCUACUGGUAUCUGGUCCAACGUCUCCUUUUUAUAAAGCCUUGCUAGAAGCAAAUAUUGGCUCUGACUAUUCACCUGUGGUGGGGUAUGAUAAUUCAACGAAGGAAGCAUCAUUUUCAGUCGGGUUACAGGGGAUUGCAACCGAAGAUGUGGAGAAGGUGAAAGACAUUAUUCAGCAAACUUUUCAAAAGGUUGCAGUAGAGGGUUUUGAUGAUAAGAGAAUUGAGGCUAUACUCCACAAGAUAGAAUUAUCGCAGAAACACCAGACAACCAACUUUGGACUAGGCCUGCUGAUGGCCCUAUUAUCUUGUUGGAACCAUGAGGCGGACCCUACAGAUCACCUAAAAAUAAAUGACAUGGUGACUUCCUUUAAACAUUGCCUAGAGAACAAUCCAAAAUGGUUGGAGGAAAAAGUAGAAGAAUAUUUCUUAAAGAAUCAGCAUCGUCUGACGCUUGUCAUGAAACCAAAGGAAAAUUUCCAGCAGGAAUUAGAUGACCAAGAAGCACAGAAAAUUGUUUGCUUAACAGAAAAUUUGUCAACUAAUGAUAGACAGACAAUUUUUGAAGAUGGUUUGAAGUUAGCAGAGGAGCAAAGCAAAGAGGAUGACCCAUCCUGUUUACCAACCUUAGCCAUCUCUGAUAUUGAUCGAGACAUCAUCAGGACUGUGGUUGAUUUGCAGACCCUCAACAAUGUGUCUGUCCAACAUUGCAUCCAGCCAACCAACGGUGUUGUUUAUUUCAGAGCUGUUGCCUCCUUGCAUACACUACCUGAUGAACUUUUGACCUAUGUACCUCUUUUCUCCUCGGUUAUCACACAAAUGGGAGCCGGGGAUAUGAGCUUCCACGAGUUCUCACAGCAGGAAGAUCUCAAAACAGGUGGACUUGGAGUUAAGACCUACCUAUGCCAGCACCCAGAAUCAAUACACAAACUAGAAAAGGGAAUAACAUUGUCCUCUUAUUGUUUGGAUAAUAACACAGAAGAAAUGUUCAGAUUAUGGCAAGAAAUAUUCUUAAGACCUAAACUUGAUGAUGUUGACCGCUUCACCACUCUGGUACGAAUGAAUGCCUCUGACCUGGCCAUGUCGUUGUCCAACAUGGGUCACAGCUUUGCAAUGUCUGCAGCGCAAAGCAACAUAACACCUGUUGGCCAUUUCAGUGAAAUUAUGUCUGGAAUGAUGCAGGUUAAAUUUUUGAAAUCUGUUGCCGAGAUGCAAGACAUGAGUCCAGUAUUACAGAAGCUGCAGCAAGUUUCUAGGCAUGUCUUGUCUACAGAAAAUAUGAGAUGUGCUCUAAAUGCAAGUCCAUUGUUCAUGGACACAGCAUCCCUACACUUGGAGCGAUACCUAUCACAGUUACCUGGAGAGGGCGCUGCUCACACCGCAUGUAUGCAGGAUAUUCAAUUUAAUCCCACUAUGCAAAAACUACAUUAUGAGUUGCCCUUCCCUGUUAACUAUGUCAGUCGAGCUAUAGAGGGCGUGCCAUACACACACGAAGACUUUGCUUCCCUGCGUAUACUUGCAAGGCUUAUGUCAUCAAAGUUUCUACAUCGUGAAAUAAGGGAGAAAGGAGGUGCAUACGGAGGUGGCGCUUCGAUGGGUACGAGUGGGGCAUUUACAUUUUAUUCCUACAGAGAUCCAAAUUCUGAGAAAACAAUCAAGGCAUUCAGUGAUUCCAUCCAAUGGGCAGUUGAUGCAAACUACUCACAACAAGACAUCGAUGAAGCAAAAUUAUCAGUCUUUUCAGCAGUGGAUAGCCCAACAGCACCCUCCAGUAAAGGGAUGCGGCUAUUCAGCAGUCAUAUUAGCGAUGAAAUUUAUCAACGACAUCGCCAGCAACUCUUGGCAGUAACUCAAGAUGACAUGGUAAAAGUAGCCAAAAAAUAUCUACUAAAGGGAGACAAGAUGGAUGGAACAGCUUUACUAGGACCAGCAAAUGAAUUUACAAAGGGAGAUGAACAAUGGACAAUAAAGAAAGAAGAAUAAUUUACAAUUACAAAUAUUAUAAAGAAAUACAUAGGGUUUUGGCUAUAAUAUGAUGAGUAAGGAGGGGUUGAAAUUGGAGAUCUGGGCUCAAAAGUUGGAGCACCAUCUCUCUUUCCUUGGCAUUUGGACAGACUGCAAUGUUGUGGGUGGUUCGCCACACUUUUCGCAAACGAAGUCUACCUUCCCACCACAUGUCGUUACUCAUGUAUACUCUUUUAGCAGACUGAAAUAAUAUAAUUUUCUUCCAAAAUAAUAUCAAAGGUUUCUUGUGAUUUAUUUCUGAAUAGCAAAGUAUUUGGCCAGAAAUGCAAUGCUGUGAAAUAAUACAAUUUAGUUCCAAAUUUAGUUCCAGACGAAUAUCAAAAGUUUCAAUCUCAUUUAUUUCUGGAUAACAUUAAUCACGUUUAAUCAAUAAUAAAUAGGUUGCCAGUAAAUGACAAGAUAUUUCUUUAAAUAAAUUUUGCGUUGUUGAGAUUGGAUUGGCGUUCCAUAUAGAUUGCUCUAAUCAACUUCUAGAGAAUGAAGAUGAUUAGAACGAUCUAUUCAAAAUAUCAUAACAUUUACAACAACGCAUCAGUCUUUUUCAGGUGGUGUACCACAAACCUAUUUAUUAUUAUUGCUUCACCAACCAAAACUUUCAAAUAAUAAUUAUUACAGUGAUCAUGUGUUUACACAGUCGUUAUGGUUGUUAAUAAAAGUUCCAAAAUAUCUAAAACCAU
This is a messenger RNA of Anneissia japonica, 3832 nucleotides long. Its product is annotated as presequence protease, mitochondrial-like. Gene Ontology annotation, biological process: protein processing. The transcript is spliced from 23 exons. Gene Ontology annotation, molecular function: metal ion binding. NCBI's taxonomy places the organism in Eukaryota, Metazoa, Echinodermata, Crinoidea, Comatulida, Comatulidae. The record is from RefSeq and is a predicted model, not a curated record. Bases 33 to 3113 code for a protein of 1026 amino acids. Gene Ontology annotation, cellular component: mitochondrial matrix.